AUGGUGAAAGCGAGUGAGAAAGAACAUGAAAAGUACAAGCCGAAAUUGUUCGAUUUAGAGAACGUGAAGAAGAAGAACUCAUCUUCAAGGCAUUUCAAGAGAUGGAACUCAGAUUCCGCCUUGAGAAUUGAAGAUCCAGACAUUGAUGAUGGCACUGUUUUCAAGAAAACCGCGACCUCCAGCAUCCAGCCAAUUCUACCGGUUCUGGCUAUGGAUGAGCAACCUCAGCCGCGUGAAGCAACUGAUGAAGAAUCACAGAAAGAUUCAGAAUUGGAGCAGAUGAAAGAUAAGUUUGCAAAAUUGCUUUUAGGAGAAGACAUGUCAGGAGGGAGCAAAGGCGUUUCUUCAGCGUUAGCAUUAUCAAACGCAAUCACAAAUCUUGCAGCUUCUGCGUUUGGAGAAAUACGGCGUUUAGAGGCAAUAUCCGAGGAUAAAAAAGAACGAUGGAGAAGAGAAAUCGGAUGGCUUCUCUCUGUUACUGAUCAUAUAGUUGAAUUCUCUCCAACACACCAAACUAACGAGGAUGGAUCUUCCAUGGAGGUAAUGACUACAAAACAAAGAACUGAUCUUGUCUCCAACAUUCCUUCUCUAAAGAAACUCGAUGAAAUGCUCCUCGAUUGUCUUGAUAAAUUCAAAGAUCAGGAUGAGUUUUACUACGUCACACCCGGUUCUCCGGAAUCUGAAAACAGUAACUCGACCAGGAACGAUGAUAAAUGGUGGCUUCCGAUUGUAAAAGUUCCACCUAAAGGCUUAUCAGAAACUUUGAAAAGGUUUUUACUAAGUCAAAGAGAGUGUGUGUGCCAAGUGCUUAAUUCCGCAAUGGCCAUAAACUCUCAAGUUCUUACUGAAAUGGAGAUCCCUGAGAGCUACAUCGACUCACUUCCUAAGAAAGGGAGAGCUAGUCUUGGAGACAUGAUCUAUAGAAUGAUAACAUUAGAGAUGUUUGAUGCAGAGCAAUUUCUUCUUGAAAUGGAUUUAUCAUCUGAGCACAAGAUUCUUGAUUUAAAGAACAAAUUCGAAGCUUCGGUUGUUAUAUGGCAGAGAAAGAUAGUGCAAAUAGACAACAAGUCAUCGUCUCCGUGGAGUACGAAUUUGAGUAUGGAUAAGAGACAACAGUUAGAAGAAAGAGCAGCAACCAUUUUGCAACUUAUCAAACAAGAAUUCCCAGGGAUCUCUCAAUCCACACUUGACAUCAGCAAGAUUCAAUUCAACAGAGAUAUAGGGUUAGCUAUAGUGGAGAGUUAUUCGAGAAUUCUUGAAAGCUUGGCUCACACGGUAAUGUCAAGAAUAGAAGAUGUUCUUGAAGCUGAUCAGCUAACACAAAACCCUGAGCUCGCGAUGUGUAAGAUCCAUAUAGUGAAGGAAACAGAGAGUCCAGAGAAGGAAGAAGAGCCAAAUUUUUGUCUUUUAGAAGAUAGACCUAAAAAGCAGAAGCCUACCAUUUCACUAUCUGAGGUAAUGCAAUGGAAUAUCGAAACCAAUGAACCGAGGAAAGAAAAGAGCGACAAGAAACUUUUAACCAGAGUGUCAAGCAUGAUCAUGUCUAACAACAAGAAGACUACUUAUCUUGAAUCUCUUGGAACCACAAGAAGUCCAACCGCGGGGCGAUACUCUUGAAAAAAAAAAUAUUUCUUUUGUAAAAUUAGGGGAAGAAAAAACGUUUCAAAUGUAACAGAUAAACAGAAUAUACAUAAAAUUACUUAAAAGGGUUUGCAGUAUUGAGAAAUGUUGAUGAGUUUUAGAAGGAAGAAGAGAAAGGUAACAUGAAUAUAGAUCAGAGCUUGCCGCGAGGACCGAGCUUAGGCGGCUCCUGAGGACCUCUCUUGAUGGGAAGAACUUCGCCGGUAGAGGUAGCGCUGACAUAAGUAAGCAAAGAGCC
Arabidopsis thaliana (thale cress) is the source of this 1879-nucleotide messenger RNA. RefSeq names its product RHO guanyl-nucleotide exchange factor 13 (gene ROPGEF13). Gene Ontology annotation, molecular function: guanyl-nucleotide exchange factor activity. The transcript is spliced from 6 exons. The record is from RefSeq and is marked reviewed. The coding region runs from base 1 to 1617 and encodes 538 amino acids. Lineage: Eukaryota; Viridiplantae; Streptophyta; Magnoliopsida; Brassicales; Brassicaceae.